Molecule: messenger RNA, 6171 nt
Organism: Limulus polyphemus (Atlantic horseshoe crab)
Lineage: Eukaryota; Metazoa; Arthropoda; Merostomata; Xiphosura; Limulidae
Product: transmembrane and coiled-coil domains protein 2-like
Cellular component (GO): endomembrane system
Source: RefSeq, a predicted model, not a curated record
UAAGGUUAGGCUUACUCUGGGAUAGAAGAUAUUAAAAUUAUGUUUGUUUUCUUAUAUGUGAGAGUUUCCUGUUACAGUGAAUUGAUAGAGGGGUAGAGAUAUGGUUGAAACUUUGUCAAUAAGUAGACGGCGAAAGUUGGUUUUUUAAUAACUUUAGAAAAUUCUUAACAUUACGGACAAAGUAACAACACCAGAAGCUGAUCGUGUACUUCUAGUCAUCAUAUAGUGUCCUGAUGCUAUGAUGAAACGGAAGAAAAGCCCCCUUCUCCUUCGUAAGGGUGGCUCGUCUAGUGACAGCAGUGGUACACCAAAGCAGUCCACUCCUCCAACGUCCACAUCUUCUCUUGUCUCAGGGGCUUCACAACAGUAUCUUACGCCUAGUAGUGUAACUUUAACAAGCACACCAUUAUCUCACACAAGUUCCGUGGCAGGAAGUUUGCGGGGAAACUCUCAGUUUUAUACUAGUUUAGGGGAUGACAGUACAGUUACUGAUGAUGUAUCUGACAUCCAGGAUUCAGCAAAUACAAUUAAUGUCACCUAUGGACCACCAGUUCCAAAUGGUAGUAUGGAUACUCAGUCUACUCCAACAGUUCAGGGAGGUAGCACUGGUAGUGCUGAUGAACCAGAUGGAAACUCUUCUAAUAAUCCUCUUGAUGCUCUCCGCACAAAGCAAGCAAUCGAGAACCUUCAUAAAAAGGUUGCUCGAACAAAAGAUUUAAUAAAGCUAGAGCAAACUGCUCGAGAUGAAAAUGUUAAUGAAUACCUGAAACUUGCAGCUAGUGCUGAUAAGCAGCAGCUUCAACGGAUAAAAAACGUUUUUGAAAAAAAGAACCAGAAAUCUGCACAGACAGUAGCUCACCUACAAAAAAAAUUGGAAAACUAUGUAAAGAGAGGUAGAGAUCUAGAAACCCAUGGUCUACCUGCUAGUCACUGGCAGGCAAAAGGCAUGCUACGUGAUAUGGGACAAGGAAUAAGUGGUGUUGUUGGAAAUAUUAAAGGAGGAUUAUCAGGGCUUUCAGCAGUGACUCAUACUGCUGCAGAAACUGUGAUGUCAAAACCUCGUGAAUUUGCUCACCUGAUAAAAAAUCGUUUUGGUAGUGCAGACAACAUCAACACUUUAGGAAAGAUAUCUGAUGAAAGAGUAGGAGAAGGAGAGAAACACCUUCACGGGAGUGAAACAUUUACCCCUAGCACAAAGUAUGCAUCAGAAGAUGAAAGUUCUAGCAUUACAUCUGGAUCAGCAGGACAACUUUUAAGUAGUGGAUUUGGUACUACUCCCCAACAUCUUCAUAGCAGUGAGGUCCCAUUUUCUCCUCCUAAUGUUGUUGAUGUGGAACCCAUGCUUCAGGAGUUGCAAGCACGGCGUGAAGAAUGUCAGCAUCUUGCAGAUGAAAUUGAAACUUUAAAGGUUCAACUUCAACAAGAAUGCUCUUUCUUUACCCAAGCUCUCUUGGAGGAACGUUAUCGGUACGAGCGUCUGGAAGAACAAAUGAAUGAUCUUAUUGAACUGCACCAGAAUGAGAUUGAGAACUUAAAACAGGGUAUCAGUGACAUGGAAGAAAAAGUUCAGUAUCAGAGUGAGGAGCGUUUGCGUGAUGUCCAUGAAGUACUGGAAAGCUGUCAGACAAGAAUUUCCAGGAUGGAGCACCAGCAACACCAACAUUUUCAACAACUGGUAAAUCUUGAUUCAUUGGAGAAUUCCAAUGCUCGAGCCAUGGUGCUAAAGCUAAUCAAUGUUCUUUUAACUGUGCUUCAAGUUGUACUGCUGCUUGUGGCAACAUUAGGUAACAUCCUUAUGCCUUUUCUUAAGACUAGAUUUCGUAUACUCACAACCAUCCUUCUUAUUGUUGUGGUUGCUAUGAUGGUACGAGGAUGGAGAGAUGUAAUAAACUGGGUACAACAACAUUUCAUAACCUAGCCACCAGAGUUUUGAAUUAGUAAAGUAAGAUGCAAUUUCCUUAACAAUGGAAACAAGGCCUAUUAUUUGUAACAAUAGCUUUGGUAAAGAUCUGUCCAAAACCUUCCAGUUGCUUCCAUUGCUAUGAUUAAGAACCAAGAGAGGACAAUAUAGAAAUAAGUUUGUUCAUGAGAGAGUACAUCAUGUUAUCUCAUUGGAACUUACUGAUCAUCAUAAAUGAAGCCUUUCAAAACAUUAUUUAUUUAAGUUAAACUGAUAGGUGUGUAAGAACUGUACUGUUGCUGUUUGUUUGAAAAUACAGCAAGAAUGACUUCUGAAAAGGUGAAAACAAAACACAACAUUAGAAAACUUGAGUCCAUAUAUCAUGAGUUAAUCUAUUUUUAAGUUUGAUAAGGUGAUGUUUUUUUUUUAUUUGCAUCAUACACAUGAUAAACUUUUCUGCACAGUACUGUGAAGCUAUAAUGGAUGCAGAAACAAGGUUACUUGAAUUGUAUUGACUUAUAUUUCAUUAAAAUUACUAGUUAAUGUAAUAUGAGCAAGAGAAAUUAAUAACACUGUUUUACUUGCUGCUUUCUUUGGUAAAAUUUAUUAAAAUACUGCAGAUACACAUGCUGUAUCAAUCUCUCCAUCUGUGUUUCUUUCUUGUUACCUUGUAAACUGUUUUUUAAAAAUAUAUACUAGUACUUCACAUCUAGUUGAGAUAGGAUUCUUUGCAGACUUUAGAAAAUUAUUAAAACACUGAAGGUGACUUAUUUACGAUAAUUUUUAGUUGUUUUAUCAAAAAUUAAGUGUGUGUGUAUAUGUGUAUGUAUAAGGUUUUGGUAAUUUAUAAUUACAUGAUUUACGUGCCUAGACAUUCUAGCCUUAUGUUAAUAUAAUUUGCUACUUAAGAACCAUUAAAAUUUUCUUAACUUUUGUCUAGUUAAUAGAUAUUAAGAUAUGUAUUUGUAAUGAGUUAAAUGAAUUGAUCAAAACCUGAAACCAAAUGAUUUAAAAGUAACUGUAAGGUUUAUCCACAAGUGUAUUUUAUUUAAUAUAUGCCCCAGGCUUUUAAAGGUGCAGUUUCCAGUAAUGGUAUUUUUUCUUGUCUUCUGUGAAUAAAACUUUUGCAUAUCCUAAUAUGGGUAUGAAGAGCAUGCUGUUAGUUGGUGGUAUAACCCAAGAGGAACAUGGAUCUUUUAAAAAAAAGAAGAUGAUGAAAAACAGAGAUAAUUUUCAAGGUCAUUGAAGUAUAACAAAAAAGUGACAAAGAUCAGUUAGUUUUGUAGUUUGGUAUUAGGUAGUUUUCUAGGAAUAAAUGACUGUAACACCAAAUUUAGUUCUUGUUUUAUUUAUAAUUGGAUACUCAACAUUUCCCUAUACAGCUCCUGCAGGAGCAUUCCCCUGAAAUACAAACUGUAACUAACAGUACGUAGCUUCAGUUGAUUUAUGUAAGAAAUUCUAAUCUGUUCUAUAGUAUGCAUUUCUAGAGUGUGCAUUUGACAUUAUAUGUAGUAAAUCUUAUUCUUAAAAGUUAAUACUGAUAGAAAAUUUAACUGACUGUGCAAGGGGUCAGUCCAGUGGACUGAUUCUAUAAUGAUGUAGUGUUGAAUAGAAUUUCAAAUUGAGUAUGUUUUAUCUUCAUGAAAUCUGGUAAGCCUUUAGUGAACAGCACAUGUCUGUUAUACACAAAACUUUGGUUGUGUUAAUAAAGGAUUUGAACUAAAGAUAUGCCUGAAUUGAUAAUGUCAGUUGACUCAGACUCUGAGAAGUUAUAUUGCAAAGCAGUGUUUUUGUGUGAAUAAUGAAAAUACUUUUUUCAUUGUAUAGCUUGCAUAUUGUAAUUGCAUAACCCUUAGAACCUCUUAAAUGCAUAUCUAAUACUUUUAGGGUUAAAGAAGCUUUUUUUGCUCAAAAACUGUGAUUCAGAUGAACAGGGACUGUUUUUAUUUUCAAUAGAAAUUUUUGAUUACUAAAUAGAAUAAUUUACAUUUUCAUCAAUAUAGAGUUUUAACAAUAAGCCUUACCAUCUAUAAUAUCAAAUGCAUGCUGUAGAAACGCACACUAUAGGAUCGGUUAAAUUUCCUUAUAUAAACCAAUUACAGUUUGUGUUUUAAUUGAAGAAGCUGCCAAGUAAAACUUUGAGUUUUCAAUUUUAAAAAAACUAAAUUUAGUGCUAUAAAGUUGUUUAUUUUUAUAAUUAAUGCCCUUUAUACUCCAAUAUGCACUGAGGAAAUAAAACCAAUAGUUUUUCUAGUUUGAGAUCUGAUAGCUUUCUAUUUUAUUUUACAGAAUAUUUAAAAAACAAUUUAAUUAUGGGAUUAAGUAAACUCAGUAGGAAUUUUUGGAAAUAAUAUAAAAAGCAUUUUUGAAGUUUUUUAGCUUGUCCUAAUUCUUUGGCUUGGUAUGUGUUGAUGGUUAAGGUGCUUGACCUUGCAGGUUUAUUUAACCUGUAUGACUUGGGUAAGUUGCCAUAGAAUAGACAAUAUUGGUGCAUACAGAGUUUUGCUCUAGACUUUAGAAUUCAAAGUGGAAUUGAAUGUAGCAUUUAAUAAAGAGUAUGGUUGGAUAAUGCAUUUGUUGCUGUGAUUGCCAUGGAAUGAAUGAGGUUAUUGCAAAAAGAUCAAGUUGUCAACUUAUUAUUGAGGUAGCAUCCAGAGUUCUGUCUGUUGAUACAAUUUGUCUAGAAGACAGUGUUGGGAAGAAUUUUUAUAACUGAUGAACAUAGAUAUUUCAUUAGAACAUUGUUUCUUUGAAAGCUAUUAAUUUUUUGUUGGCCAGAAGGUAACUGACAUUUUGGGGAUUUUUAUCUAAACUGCAUAUUUUUAUCAUCUAAGUUAGCUACUACUAGAAAUUCAAGUAAUUCAGUAAUGAAAAAGUUUGAGAGAUGAACUUUUGAUAACUGUUUUCAUUAAACAGUUAACAAAAGAGAUAAAACUAUAUAACUUAAACAGAUAAUGGCAAUAUAAACUAUGGUUUUGAAAAAGUUUGAGAGAUGAACUUUUGAUAACUGUUUUCAUUAAACAGUUAACAAAGGAGAUAAAACUAUGUAUCUUAAACAUAAGAUAAACUACAGUUUUGAAAAAGUUAGCUUCUGUGUUCUGAUUUUAACGGAAAGGUUUGAAAGUUUAACAGUAACAGAAAGGCACACAAAUAAUAGAUAAAAUAAAAUAAUAAAGCAUGAGUUUGUUUAAAUCUUGCAUAAUGUUCUAAUUUAGAUAAGUACCAAAGUUGUAUGUGAUAUUGUGAUAUUAUAAUGUUAAGUAUAAGCAUGUUUUUAUGUAUAUGUUGGUAGUAAAUAGCAGGGAAACAUUUUUUUAGUUGUCUGUGAUUUAAUUACACAGGCCUGCGAAUUUGAACUUCUUAAAAGUUAUUUUGGUUUUAAUAACGUAUUUUCCAUAAUUCAGCUACACAGAUUUCCAAAUAAUAUUCCCUUUUUUUCUGUCACUUGAGGAUUUUUACAAACCAGGAAGAAAAAUAAACUAUUACUUAGAUCCAAUUAUUAUUUUGUUUACCACAAUGAACAUUUUUUAUUGUUAUGUUUGAGUUCUAGAACUAUAGAUAAGACUCUCACAUUGUGAUUGGUCUAGAGAAAUCUAUAGCCAGUGGUUGUCAACAUUUUAAGCAUAACAAAGUAUCACCCAAUUCCAACAAAAAUGAUUCACUUAUGUAAAAGAACAUGUGAUGUUUUGUGAAAAAUCUGUGGAUGAUGGAGAAAAAUGGAUAUCAUUUUUAGAUUUGGUGUACAGGAAUAACUGGAGAACAUGUAAAAAUUUCAAGACAAUAAAACCUUCGCAGGCUUUUGUUAUCAUUGUAAACUUGUAACAUUUUAUCUUGUAUGCAAUUUUUGGUAAAGGAUCUCAGUUCAAUGAGAUAGUUUUGUAAUUGCUUUCAGAUAAUGGUUUUACUUAUUUAAGGUUGUUGCAGAUUACUGUAUUCUUUCAUUUUUAGAUAUAUUUACAUACCCAUUAGUUUGUAAUACACAUACCUUGGCUAUCUACAGUUACUUUUUUUGUAAUUAGGAUGCUCCGUUUUUACAGUUGAUUACUAAGGAUCUUAAUUUUCUCUAUUGGUUGAUAGUAAAUAAGCAUGUAAAUCUCGUACUAGUUUCCCAUAACAUAUCACAUUUUUUUUAUACAAAUGAAAGAGAGGAUAUUUAACAUAUACACAGUGUGAUCACAAGUAAAUAGACACCACCUUUUCAGAAAAAAUUAAAUUUUUCAGUCAUAUUCAUGAAUUGAUAUAUUUAUAAUUUUAAUUAAUAUCUAGUGGAU